UGCCAGGUCCUGGAGGAUGAAGAGGCGGCUCGUUACGUCCACGGCAUUGGCAUCCACUGGUACCUGGACUUCAUUGGUCCCAUACAGGAUACAGUGGUGCCCACUCAUGAGCUCUUUCCUGACUACUUCAUCCUGGCCACAGAGGCGAGCAUCGGGGCCCAUUUUUGGGAGAGGGAUGUGAUCCUGGGCUGCUGGGAGCGAGGGAACCAGUACAGCCACAGCAUCUUGACGAACCUGAACCACUUUGUGGCCGGCUGGACCGAUUGGAACCUGGCCCUGGACCUGGAGGGGGGCCCCAACUGGGUCAAAAACUACGUGGACAGCCCUGUCAUUGUGGAUGCCAGCGAAGGCAUCUUCUACAAGCAGCCCAUGUUCUACCACAUGGGUCAUUUCAGUAAGUUCAUCCCUGAGGGCUCCCAGCGCGUGGGGCUCGUUGCCUCCAAAGGGUCCAAGAAGGUGGACCUGGAGUACACGGCUUUCCUGCGCCCCGAUGGUGCCGUGGUGGUGGUGGUUCUGAACCG
Molecule: messenger RNA, 521 nt
Organism: Merops nubicus (carmine bee-eater)
Lineage: Eukaryota; Metazoa; Chordata; Aves; Coraciiformes; Meropidae
Product: glucosylceramidase-like
Exons: 3
Biological process (GO): glucosylceramide catabolic process
Molecular function (GO): glucosylceramidase activity
Source: RefSeq, a predicted model, not a curated record